AUGGCGGCGACUGGGCGGGCGUCGGUGCGGUCCGUGGAGAGGCACGGGGCGCCGCCCCGAGCCGCCGGGCGCUCCAGGUCGGUCGCCCCGCACCGCAGGCCCUCCCACUCCCUCGCGCGGCCUGCUGCUGACAACGACGGGGACUCAGAAACGGUCUUCUACACAGAUUCGUGCAGAGUGAGAGUUGCUGUAAGGCUCCGACCAAAGAACUCUGAUGACUUAGCUCAUGGCGCAGAUUUUGAUAGUUGUGUUGAGUUGCAGCCUGAGUGUAAGAAGCUGAGGCUAAAGAAAAACAACUGGAAUUGUGAAUCAUAUAAAUUUGAUGAGGUUUUCAGUGAAAACGCUUCGCAAAAACGAAUAUAUGAGGUCGUUGCAAAGCCUGUAGUUGAGAGUGUGUUAGAAGGAUAUAAUGGGACCGUGAUGGCUUACGGUCAAACAGGUACUGGCAAGACAUACACAGUUGGUCGGCUUGGAAAAGAUGACCCUUCUGAACGUGGAAUAAUGGUCAGAGCAUUGGAAGACAUCCUUUCUGUCAUGUCUUUGGAGACAGACGGUGUGGCAAUAUCAUUUCUUCAGUUGUACUUAGAAUCUGUGCAAGAUUUACUCGCUCCAGAGAAGACUAAUAUUCCAAUUGUUGAGGAUCCAAAAACUGGUGAAGUUUCUUUGCCUGGUGCUGCUAUAGUUGAAAUCAGAGAUCUUGAACAUGUUUUUCAACUUCUCCAAAUUGGUGAGAUGAAUCGUCAUGCUGCUAAUACUAAGAUGAACACGGAAUCAUCUCGUAGUCAUGCUAUUCUCAUUAUUCAUAUACAAAGAAGUUCAAGAGCAAAAGAUGAAAGCACUACCUCUCUUCCUAAUGGUACAGGCGACCUUUUUUCUGAUAGUUUACCACCUGUUCUCAAGAGCAAGCUCUUGAUUGUUGACCUUGCUGGAUCAGAACGCAUCGAUAAAUCUGGAAGUGAAGGCCACAUGAUUGAAGAAGCCAAGUUCAUCAAUCUUUCAUUAACAUCUCUAGGCAAGUGCAUUAACGCUAUAGCAGAAAAUAGUCCUCAUAUACCAAUAAGAGAUUCGAAACUUACAAGGAUACUGCGUGAUUCAUUUGGAGGGACUGCUAGGACUUCACUCAUUGUGACAAUAGGUCCAUCUGCAAGGCAUUUCUCAGAAACUUCAAGCACAAUUAUGUUUGGGCAACGAGCAAUGAAAAUAGUGAACACAAUAAGGAUAAAGGAGGAAGUUGAUUAUGAAAGCCUAUACAAGAAGGUAGAACGUGAGGUUGACCAUCUCACCUCAGAGAUGGAGAGGCAGCAAAAGCUCAAAAACAGUGAGAAAAUGCAAUUGGAGAGGAAACUCAGAGAAUCAGAGGCAUCCUUGAAUGAUUUAAAAGUUACAUCUGCCGUGAAAAUUGAGAAUAUAGAGAUGGAAAAGCAUCAACUGGAAUGUACAGUCAAAACAUUGAUGAUGGACCUUGAGAAAGAGAAAGGCAAAAACAAUCUUUUAUCCGAACAAAUCAUUUACUUAGAAACAUCGUUGGGUGAGAAUAAGCAAAAACAGCUUGAGAACAUUUCAAACACAAAUAUUCUUGCUGAUAAAACUAAAUCUGAUGAGAAGAAAAUAAGAGAACUGUUGAGGCAACUAGAAGAUGAAAGAUCACGUUCUGCUAGCAUGAACGACCAAUUAAGUGUACUACAAGAACUGAGUGAUGCUCAGAGCUAUGUUCAGGCAAAUAUGACCUGUGAAUUGGAAAAGCAGCUUUCCAGAACCACUGAAGAAUUUACGAGUCAAAUAUGCUCACUCGAAGAAAAAAUUGCUGAACUCAUAUCAGAGAAGGAGUUGGUGUAUGAAGAACUGAAAUCCACACAAGAGAAGGUGCAACAGGAAAUGAGACACAGACAGGGCCUUGAAGAUGAAAUUCUAAGGCUGAAACAAUCUUUGGCUGAUAAUUGUUCUGAAGAGUCUAAAGCAUUAUGCGGUAUGGUUAGAUCAGGAUCUGGGUUAGGUCAUGUGCCUUUUAUGUCUAAAUCAGGAAAAUCCAGAGAGUUUCUAUCUAGCCAGAGAGGUAACAUAUCAAAGAUAUUUGAAGAAGUCGGUCUUCCAAAUGUCCUGGCUCUAUUGAAGUCUGAGGAAAUAGAGGUGCAGAUCCAUGCUGUAAAAGUGGUAGCUAAUCUUGCUGCUGAAGACAUUAAUCAGGAAAAGAUCGUUGAAGAAGGAGGGCUGGAUGCUCUUCUGUCACUUCUAGAAACAUCAGAAAAUACCACAAUUCAUCGAGUCACUGCUGGUGCCAUUGCUAAUUUGGCAAUGAAUGGAUCAAACCAGGGCCUAAUAAUGAACAAAGGAGGAGCUCGAUUAUUAGCUAAUGUUGCAUUUAAAACCGAUGAUCCUCAAACGCUGCGGAUGGUUGCUGGUGCACUUGCCAACUUAUGUGGAAAUGAAAAGUUGCAUGUUAUGUUGAAACAAGAUGGUGGAAUAAAAGCACUUCUAGGAAUGUUCCGGAGUGGACAUAACGAAGUCAUAGCUCAGAUAGCAAGAGGAAUGGCUAACUUUGCAAAAUGUGAAUCGCGAGUAAUAAGUCAAGGUCACAGAAAAGGGAGAUCCCUCCUCAUCGAAGAAGGUGUUCUUAAUUGGAUGGUGGCCAAUUCGUCAGCGUUUUCUGCUUCAACUCGAAGACAUAUUGAGCUUGCCUUUUGCCAUUUAGCUCAAAAUGAAGAUAACGCCCGUGACAUCAUUCUAACCGGAGGGAUCAAGGAGCUCAUUCGCAUCUCAAGAGAAUCAUCCAGGGACGAUACGCGUAACUUGGCUAAAAAGGCAUUGAAUUCAAAUCAAGCUUUUUUGGAGUUUCAGUGAUUUAUUUUUUAUUUUAAAUUAUUUUACAUUUGGCAGAGAUUGUACCCCGAUAGUCCUUAUCCCUUGUCUAGCCCAUUAUACUCUUCCGCUGUUUAGUCCUUGUUACAUAAAUGUUUAGGGAACUGUACUGAACCGCAAUUGCAAAGGUAACCAUUACUAAGCCAGCCAAAAUCAUCAUCCUCACCAACUUGGAUCUGGU
Oryza brachyantha (malo sina) is the source of this 3037-nucleotide messenger RNA. RefSeq names its product kinesin-like protein KIN-UA. The record is from RefSeq and is a predicted model, not a curated record. Gene Ontology annotation, biological process: microtubule-based movement; mitotic spindle organization. Lineage: Eukaryota; Viridiplantae; Streptophyta; Magnoliopsida; Poales; Poaceae. Gene Ontology annotation, molecular function: microtubule binding; ATP binding; microtubule motor activity. The coding region runs from base 1 to 2838 and encodes 945 amino acids. The transcript is spliced from 20 exons.